Molecule: messenger RNA, 1403 nt
Organism: Pomacea canaliculata
Lineage: Eukaryota; Metazoa; Mollusca; Gastropoda; Architaenioglossa; Ampullariidae
Product: nmrA-like family domain-containing protein 1
Exons: 4
Coding region: 127-1077 (316 amino acids)
Source: RefSeq, a predicted model, not a curated record
UGCGCACUCGGUGGUUGCUACCGGUGAAGGCAAACAAUUAUGGGCUCUAAGGAAGCACUUGAGGCGCGCCCUUGAGUCGGCGGAGGUAAAUCCAACGGCGAUCGGAGACGACGUUUGUAGGGAAGCAUGUCUGAGCGGAAAGUGGUUGCGGUCUUCGGGGCCACAGGAGGUCAAGGAGCAUCAGUGGCACGCACCCUCGCACAGACACGUGACUUCAUGGUCCGCGGUCUCACGCGCGACGUCAACACCCAGCACGCGCAGAGGCUCCGAGAGGAUGGCGCGGAUCUCAUCCCUUACGAUCCGUUCGACCGCAGAUCCAUCGAGUCGGGCUUAGCCGGAGCCUACGCCUGCUUCGUGAACACCAUCACAGAUUACUCGGACCCCGACUGCUUCGAGAACGAGAAGCGGCAAGGCAAGCUCAUCGCUGAUGCCUGCAAAGCGAUGGGAGUCCGCCACGUCAUCUUCAGCUCCCAGCUGCACACGGCCCGCAUCACAGGCAUCUUGGUCCGGCACAUGGUGUCCAAGGCGGAGAUCGAAGAGUACAUGCGCGAUAUAGGACUUCCUGUCACGUGCCUCAUUAUGCCCAUCUACUAUGAGGAUUUCUGCGGCAUCUUCAAGCCAGUCACUGGCGAUGGAUAUAAUUUUGAGAUCCGUGAGUCUUAUUUGUGCAGUGUGUUGUCACGUUGCUUGCCAAUGGGAUUUACGCCCUUGGACAUUAUGAGUGUCGAUGAUCUUGGCCCUGUGGUUCUACAUGUACUGCUCAACAAAGACGCUUUCCUCAAUAAGACCCUCAGCGUCAGCGGCGAUAAACUGACGAUACAUGAAGUUGCCACAGUCCUCAGUAGAUAUCUGGCGCCAAAAACCUUCAGAUACAAACAGAUAACCGUGCAAGAGUUCUCACGCCUAGGCUUGCCGGGAAGCCUCGACUGGUCUCAGAUGUUCAACUUCUUUGUCCGGGUGGACCAGCGCUACAACGUGCAAGCCACGCUUCGACUCAAUCCCCACAUGCAGAACUUUGAGACGUGGGUCGCGUGCAACGCCGAUCUCAUCGACAAGGCACUGUCGCGGGCUUCAUAAACUAAAUGGAUAAAUAAAUAAAUUUUUCUAAAGGCGCCAUUUUCUCUUGCAAGAGCCUCUUUAUGCGACAGCAUUCACUGACAUCAUUUGCGUGCCUAAGAUCGGUAGUGCAUGAUCACAGCGGCAUAUGAAGACCGCAAAACUGUCCAGCCUGUGCGAGAAAAAAGGACCCUUGUGUAAGGCAAUAUGUUGUAUCUUUAUCACCAAAGCGUUCAGCCAUAUGGAAACUGCAAUUAGAUUUUUCAAGAAUAUUGAAAAUAUCCUUUUGCAGAAUCUACAACCACAUCAUUUGCUCACAUUUUCAGAAAUAAAGAACUCUAUUUUUA